AUGUCCGAAUCCUCCAUUGAAUACACCGCAUUUCGCACCGCCACUGGACUGUACGAAUUCAAGGUAAUGCCGUUUGGUCUUAAGAACGCCCCAGCCACUUUCCAACGAAGUAUGAAUUUCCUACUCGACGACCUUCGCUACUCCGGUGUUCUUGUGUACCUGGACGACAUACUCAUCCACUCCCCGGACAUCCCGACCCUACUCAAACUGACGGACAAAGUGUUCCACCGCCUACUCAACGCCGGCUACACCAUCAACCUACAGAAGUGUCA
Gregarina niphandrodes is the source of this 272-nucleotide messenger RNA. Its product is annotated as putative reverse transcriptase. The transcript has a single exon. The annotation marks the transcript as partial. The record is from RefSeq and is a predicted model, not a curated record. Lineage: Eukaryota; Apicomplexa; Conoidasida; Eugregarinorida; Gregarinidae.